AUGGUCGUAAUCGCAAAAGAUGGUACAAGUAAAGUAUGGAAUGAUGGGGAGAGAACACCUCGUCAAUCUCUAUCACAUUCGCAUUUUGGCUUCGGAGCUAUAGAUGUUAAUCACGGGGAUAAAGUAUAUGAUGAGAAGGUACAAGAUAUCAUUGACAAUACAUAUGUUAUUGUUGAGUUUGAUAAUGGCUCUCGAGGGAUGCUUGACCUUUGCAUGUUUGCUAAAAGCGGUAAAAACGAGCAAGAAAUAUCCGUUGUUGGGAGAGGCUUUUGUUCUGAGAGUAUUGUUUGUUUUGGUACUCAUGUCGCAAGAAUAAAUGGUGUACGAACAUUGAAAGCUAAGGAUGGUCGAAUUAAAUAUGUUGGGUUACAUCAUGGAUCUAGUUAUUUAGAACACCUUAACAUCUUGUCCGCAAUUCAAGAAAAAAGUGAAAAAGCUCUCGUAGUGCGAGCUUUGUGUUACAUGGAAAGACUUUCGAUCGAGCUAAAGAAGAUUGGCUAUUUUGAUCCUGGAAAGAGGGUGCUACUUCGAAUCAACGACUCGUUCAUAAUGGGUAAAGAGAAGUCUCACAUCAACAUUGUGGUCAUUGGCCAUGUUGACUCUGGAAAGUCGACCACCACUGGUCACUUGAUCUACAAGCUUGGAGGUAUUGACAAGCGUGUCAUCGAGAGGUUUGAGAAGGAAGCUGCUGAGAUGAACAAGAGGUCAUUCAAGUAUGCUUGGGUGCUUGACAAGCUCAAGGCAGAGCGUGAGCGUGGUAUUACCAUUGAUAUUGCCUUGUGGAAGUUCGAGACCACUAAGUACUACUGCACUGUUAUUGAUGCUCCUGGACAUCGUGACUUUAUCAAGAACAUGAUUACUGGAACUUCACAGGCUGACUGCGCUGUGCUCAUCAUUGAUUCCACCACUGGUGGUUUUGAAGCUGGUAUCUCUAAGGAUGGGCAGACCCGUGAGCAUGCUCUCCUUGCCUUCACCCUUGGUGUCAGGCAAAUGAUCUGCUGCUGUAACAAGAUGGAUGCAACCACUCCAAAAUACUCCAAGGCAAGGUAUGAUGAAAUUGUCAAGGAAGUUUCAUCUUACUUGAAGAAGGUCGGUUACAACCCCGACAAGAUUCCCUUUGUCCCCAUCUCUGGAUUUGAGGGUGAUAACAUGAUUGAGAGGUCCACCAACCUUGACUGGUACAAGGGCCCAACCCUCCUGGAGGCACUCGACCAGAUCCAGGAGCCCAAGAGGCCCUCAGACAAGCCCCUGCGUCUUCCACUUCAAGAUGUGUACAAGAUUGGUGGUAUUGGAACUGUCCCAGUGGGACGAGUUGAAACUGGUGUGAUCAAGCCUGGUAUAGUUGUGACUUUCGGUCCAACUGGACUGACUACUGAAGUUAAGUCGGUUGAGAUGCACCAUGAAGCUCUCCAGGAGGCUCUUCCUGGUGACAAUGUAGGGUUCAACGUUAAGAAUGUUUCUGUGAAGGAUCUGAAGCGUGGUUAUGUUGCCUCAAACUCCAAGGAUGACCCUGCGAGGGAGGCUGCUAACUUCACCGCCCAGGUUAUCAUCAUGAACCAUCCUGGGCAGAUUGGAAAGGGCUAUGCCCCUGUUCUCGAUUGCCACACCUCUCACAUUGCUGUAAAGUUUGCUGAGCUCCUCACCAAGGUUGACAGGCGAUCUGGUAAGGAGCUGGAACAGGAGCCAAAAUUCUUGAAGAACGGUGAUGCUGGUUUUGUUAAGAUGAUUCCCACCAAGCCCAUGGUGGUUGAAACUUUCUCAACGUAUCCUCCACUCGGUCGAUUUGCUGUGAGGGAUAUGCGUCAGACUGUUGCUGUGGGUGUUAUCAAGAGUGUUGAGAAGAAGGACCCCUCUGGUGCUAAGGUUACCAAAUCUGCUGCCAAGAAGGGUGGCAAGUGA
Dovyalis caffra is the source of this 1899-nucleotide messenger RNA. Lineage: Eukaryota; Viridiplantae; Streptophyta; Magnoliopsida; Malpighiales; Salicaceae. The record is from the annotation of a GenBank genome assembly.